AUGACUGUGCUACGUAUAUCUAGUAAACCAUUUAAGGAAGCCGAAUUGCCUAAAGAUAAGAUUGAAUUGAUUAAUGCUGGUUUACAAAUGACUAGAGAUGUUGUCACCAAGUGGAAGAAAGGUAAAUGUUACGAUUUCAAAAACAAGAACUUUCAAAAGGAUAAUAAAGAUAUUAAAGUCCAAUGUUACUCCACUACCGUAGACGCAGACUACUGGUUAAGUAGAGUCUCUAAGCAUAAGAUUGAGAAGAAAGUAUACGAGAAAAUACUUUACUACUUGGUUGGUGUUGAGAGAAAUGAUAAAGGUGAGUGGGUAAUGGAGGAUAGAGCUAAGAGAUCUGAAUUGGAACUAGAAUACAUUGAGGUGUUAAAUAAAGUCGAGGUGAUGCAAAGGACAGAAUCCGGGUGGGUUCUGGUCAAUCUGGAAUACGAAUUAGGUAAACCAUUGACAACUAGAGAAUUUAAUGAGUGGGUUUACCCAAUAGAACCAUUUAUGAAUGAAGAAACUGGAAUAGAAACUUCAUUAAUCAUAUCGUUAGUAGCAGACAAGCCAUUAAAAGAAAGUACGAUACAUCUGAAUCAUACUAAGGCAUACUAUAUUGGUGUCGAGAAAUUAGAAUAUAAUUAUAAAACAGAAGACUUUACUUGGACAAUGUGUACAAGUAGUGAUGCAGGUGGCAAUAUUCCAAAAUUCUUACAAAAUGCUACAAUCGCCAAAACAGUUUCCAAAGAUGUACCAUAUAUGUUUGACCAUUUAAAAAAAUCGAUAGGUAAAUAG
This is a messenger RNA of Tetrapisispora phaffii CBS 4417, 777 nucleotides long. RefSeq lists its product as uncharacterized. NCBI's taxonomy places the organism in Eukaryota, Fungi, Ascomycota, Saccharomycetes, Saccharomycetales, Saccharomycetaceae. The coding region runs from base 1 to 777 and encodes 258 amino acids. The transcript has a single exon. The record is from RefSeq and is a predicted model, not a curated record.